CAAAACCCGGAAGUGUGGAGUGUUUCGGAUUGUAAAGUUUGCUGCAGGUGUGCUCGAUGCAGCUGAAACGUCUCCUCUAUUUAACAGGGCUUGGAGGCAUCGCUCGUUCCAGAGACGGUCUGUCGAGGAGCAGAGGAGGCGCGAGAGCGAUGGCGUCCAGCAGCCCGGCGGCGGACACAGUUUCAGAGCUGACGGUACCCGUCCCGUGGGGAACCCUCACAGGUAAGCUCUGGGGUCCUGAGCACGGCCGUCCUGUGCUCUGCCUGCACGGCUGGUCUGAUAACUGCGGAACAUUCGACACACUCCUGCCCCUUCUCCCUAAAGAGUGCCGCUACGUGGCCAUCGACCUCGCAGGCCACGGCCGCUCGUCUCAUCGUCCUCCUGGAUCGCUGUACACCUUCCCCUCAUAUGUGCUGGACGUGCGCCGAGUUGUUAGUGCUCUGCAGUGGAGCAAAUUCUCCAUCAUCGGCCACAGCAUGGGUGGAAACGUGGCCGGCGCGUUCAGUGCUCUGUAUCCGGAGAUGGUGGAUGCCCUCGUGCUGCUGGACUCCUACGGGUUUUUACCGACUGAAACGAAAGAAAUCCCCAGCGUGAUGAGGCAGGGGCUGGAUGAGAUGAUUCAGUAUGAAAAGAAGACGGAGGCGGAGAAACGAAGAGUUUACACUUAUGAGAAGGCUUUGGAGAGGCUGAUGAGCGUGAACCAGAGUCUGUCUGAAACAUCUGCGAGAAUCCUCCUCCAGCGAGGUUCAGUUGAAGUUGAAGGAGGAAUCGUGUUCUCCCGAGACUUCCGGAUUAACCUGAAAAAUGUGGCGCGCAUCACGGUGGAGCAGGCCCUGGAGCUGCAGUCCCGAAUUCAAGCCUCCGUCCUCGUUGUCCUGGCGGACGGCGGCUUUGAGAAAUUCUUUGCCGAUACGGAGCAAAAGAAGUUUAUAAACCAGGUUCUGCAGGCGUACCGGGACCAAAAUAACUCGGUCGUGACGGUUUCAGGCAAUCACCACGUCCACCUGAACGAUCCCGAAGUCGUCGCUCCGGUCGUGUCGGAUUUCCUGCAGAAAAAAGUUCUCUCGCCGUCAGCCGGAGCGCCGCCACCUCAGUUUUCCCAUUUAUAGAGAAGCACAGCCGCUUGUCGAUUUCUCCUUAUGUCACACUUCUAAUGAGCUUUCUAAUCGACGACAUUGAUGAACCCGUCAGCGUGUUUCCAUGUGUGACUAACAGAGGACUCGUUUUCUGAUCCUCCUCGACACUUCACUUCUCACCAGUCUGCUGCUCUCCCUCUCCAGCUGCUCGGCUCGCUAGUUAAUGGGGGUGAAUGGAACUGAAUAACUGACAUAUAAAUAACAUGUUUGAGCAUUAAUGUUGCUUUCUGACUUCUUCUUUCACAUCAGAGCUUCAUGCAGCGUGUGUUUUCACUAAGUGCUCACAUCUCACCAUUACAUUCUGAGGUUUCUUAGUAUCUAUUCAAACUUUAGAAUGAGAUUAUGGGAGUGAUUUCAGUCUCCUCAACCUAUAAAAUCUCAUGAGGCACUGUGUUUAGAGAGUUCAAAGCUGUUCUGUCACAUGUAUUUAUUAAAGUUGGACUA
Salarias fasciatus (jewelled blenny) is the source of this 1580-nucleotide messenger RNA. Its product is annotated as serine hydrolase-like protein. Gene Ontology annotation, cellular component: membrane. The record is from RefSeq and is a predicted model, not a curated record. The transcript has 12 exons. NCBI's taxonomy places the organism in Eukaryota, Metazoa, Chordata, Actinopteri, Blenniiformes, Blenniidae. The coding region runs from base 57 to 1109 and encodes 350 amino acids.